Messenger RNA from Diaporthe citri, 1980 nucleotides. RefSeq lists its product as uncharacterized. The coding region runs from base 1 to 1980 and encodes 659 amino acids. Gene Ontology annotation, molecular function: zinc ion binding; oxidoreductase activity. The record is from RefSeq and is a predicted model, not a curated record. The transcript has 5 exons. NCBI's taxonomy places the organism in Eukaryota, Fungi, Ascomycota, Sordariomycetes, Diaporthales, Diaporthaceae.
AUGAGCUCAAUCAAGGACCUCAAAGUACACAGAGGCUGGGCCGGCCAGGGGGCCCACGUCUGGUCCCCGUUCGUCGUCAAGCUCGAGGCCCGGCUACGCUUCGCAAGUGUCCCUUAUACCACGGGGGAAGGCGGCCCGAGGGGAGCCCCGAAGGGGAAGAUCCCAUACGUGGAGUUUCAGCCGUCAGGCGGGGACGACGUUGUACAAAUGGGAGACUCGACGCUCAUCACGAAGCACUUCGUCGAGGAGGCGGGCCUGCCGGACCUCAACGGGAAGCUGUCCCCCGAGGACCGCGCCCGGGACCUGGCCACAAGGGCGCUGCUGGAGGAGAAGUUGUGCUUCUAUCAUACAAAAGAGAGGUGGCUAGACCACUACUACGUCAUGCGCGACCACGCAUUGUCCUCGAUACCGUGGCCCAUGCGUGUGCUCAUCGGCCAGAUCGUGUACCGCAACCACAAGGCGAUGCUGUACGGGCAGGGGACGCUGCGGCUGUCGGACGAGGAGAUCAGGGCGUCGAAGCGCGAGAUCUGGGACAGCAUCAACGGCGUCCUGGUUGCCGUGCGAUCGUCGCAGGCUGCUGGAUCGCCCGGGCGCGCCGAGUCGAAGAGACGGCCGUUUUGGUUCCUUGGGGGCGAUGAGCCGACCGAGGUUGAUACGACGCUUUUUGGGUUCAUCGUGUCUGUUUUGUUGAGUACUGCUGGUCCCGAGUCACAGAGCAUUGUCAAAGGGUAUCCGGUAGUGGUCGAGUAUGCUGAGAGGAUACAUGACACGUAUUUCCCGGACUAUCAAAACAAAAUCGCCACGACCGGCUACGAGCCGCACCCCAGCGGCAAGCAGAUGAACGCCGCUCAAUGGACAGGCAAGAAGUCCAUCACCCUGGGCACCGUACCUCGCCCCGGUAUCACAGCCCCAGCAGACGCCAUCGUGCGGGUCACACACUGCACCAUCUGCGGCUCAGACUUGCACAUGUACGCAGGCGACCUGAACGCCGCCAUGCAGGAGGGCGACGUAAUGGGCCACGAGGCGAUCGGGAUAGUCGACGAGGUCGGCCCGGACGUGAAGCACCUGUCCCCCGGCGACCGCGUCAUCAUCCUGCCCGUGAUUGCGUGCGGCGACUGCGAGUACUGCAAGAGGGCGGAGUUCUCCCUGUGCGACAGGACGAACCCCAGCAAGGAGAUGGAGGGCAUCUACGGCCACCGGCUCGCCGGCAUCUUUGGGUACUCGCACCUGACGGGCGGGUACCCCGGGGACCAGGCCGAGUACUGCCGCGUGCCUAACGCGGACCUGGUGUGCGUCAAGGCGCCGCACGAUGUCGACGCGAAGAAGCUGGUGGGCCUGACGGACGUGACGACGACUGCGUGGCACGGCUGCGAGCUGGCCGAGGUGUGCGAGGGGGAUGUCAUCGGUGUCUGGGGCGCUGGGCCGAUUGGACUGUCUAUCGCCCGGCUUGCGAAGGAUGUGCGGGGCGCGAAGAAGGUCUACAUUGUUGAUGUUGACUCGCAGAGACUGGAGCUGGCCCAGAAGUUUGGACUGGAGCCGGUCGACGUCAACAAGCACAACGACGUCGCCGACUACAUCUUGUCUGUCCAGCCCGGUGGCCUGGACCGUGCCGUCGAGGCGAGCGGGUUCAGAAGCGCGGUCAGCGCCAAGCAUAGGUUCUUGAGAGACACCAUGCUUGAGAGAGACAGCGGCGACACUAUUGCGGCUGUGAUCAAGUCUACGAGAAAGUGUGGCAAUGUGGCCCUGAUUGGCGAUUUCUUCUUCGAGACGCACUCAUUCCCUAUUGGAAUGCUAAUGGAGAAGACAAUCACUCUCCGCGGGGGACAGCUUAUGGCUCAGAGGUAUCACCCGUAUCUCUUGGACUUGGUGGUUCAAGAUGAUUUCGAGAACGUCUCUGAUUGUUACGCGAAAUUCCACGAACAUAAAAUUCCAGGAGGAUUAAAGGUGUUGCUGACCACUGAGUUUGGCCGGCAGAAGUAG